Linum trigynum is the source of this 1581-nucleotide messenger RNA. NCBI's taxonomy places the organism in Eukaryota, Viridiplantae, Streptophyta, Magnoliopsida, Malpighiales, Linaceae. The record is from the annotation of a GenBank genome assembly.
AUGAAGCAGUACCACAAGCUUACGGCGGUGCUGUGCCUGGUUUGGAUGGCCACCAUUCUCUACGGCGAAAUGCUUGCCUUCUGGAUGCCUUCUCUCUUCUCUUGUUCCUGGCCAGACCGCUCCCCUUCUCCAAUCGGCAGGAAAGUUUCUGCCAAUGAUGAUUAUGUGAGGAUUGCCGUGCUAACCGAUCCGCAGUUGAUGGAUAGAACAUCGCACCCAACGCUACCAAAGUCACUGCUGGGGGUUGCUCAAUUCUAUACUGAUAUAUACAUGAGGAGGGCCUUUUUCGCUUCCUUGUUGCCAAUGAAACCCCAUGUCAUUCUGUUUCUGGGUGAUUAUUUUGAUGGUGGUCCUGAAUUGUCUGAUGCCGAGUGGCAGGAUUCUAUGCAUCGCUUGAAGCACAUCUUCGAUUUGGAUGCCAAGACAAGAGACAAGAACGUCCCGGUUUUCUUCAUCCCUGGGAACCAUGAUAUUGGCUAUUCAAGCAUCAAUUCCCAUAAUUCAGAGGUUGUUAGGCGCUAUGAGAAAGAAUUUGGAAGUAGAAACUUCUGGUUUGCGAUUGGAAAAGUUGAGUUCAUUGCUGUUGACGCUCAAACUUUAGAUGGGAAUGCCAUUUCAGACAUAACUUCCUCGACCUGGAAAUUCGUGAAGAACGUCUCAGAGGGCAAUGACUUAAUGCCAAAGAUUUUGUUGACCCAUAUUCCAUUGUACCGUCCUGACAAUACAUAUUGUGGUCCUCAUCGGAAAUCUCCAAUCAUUAAUCAGCGGUUUGUUCGCACUCGUGAUCGAGAGAUAUGGUACCAGAAUUAUGUGACUGAGGAAUCCUCAAAUAAAUUGCUAGACUUGAUCAAACCUGUACUUGUUUUGUCAGGCCAUGAUCAUGAUCAGUGCACAGUGCUCCAUGACUCAAAAUCUGGUCCAGUUAGAGAGCACACUGUAGGCACCAUAAGCUGGCAGCAGGGGAACUUGUACCCUUCGUUCAUGCUACUGUCUGUCGCGGAUAACUCCACGGGUCCGAGCUUCUCCAUCACCGAAGAAGCAGUAAAGGCUCAUCUAUGCUUCCUUCCUAUUCAAACUCACAUCUACAUAUGGUACAUAGUGCUCUUCAACUUGACGAUUCUCGCUCUCCUCCUCUGGCCAAUGAAGGGCGUGAACUUCGAAAAAUACUUGAACUUCAUAACGGCUUGUCUUAGACCAUACAGUAUCUUGUUCAAAGGAGGGCCGAAGGAGAAGACCGACGACGAGAACUGCGAGUACGAGAUGGUGUGGGAUGCAGAAGGAUCAAUGCAUCUCGUCAAGAAAGCAAUCCCCAUCCUCACUUCGGUUCCAGCUGAUGAUUACGCUGUGAUGGAGAGAGGGAAUGCUGUUAUGCGGCCAGCAGCAAAGACCACCACACCUCCUCCUGAGGCCGAGUUUCCACCGGAGGUAGACUCAAAAUCAUCGUCCAGAAACAGCAGGUCGAAAACGAAGAUCGCUAUUCAGAGAGUAGUUCGAGCGACUCGGAUGGUUAUGGUGAUUGCUGCAGUAAACGGUUCGCUAUACAUGAUGUUGCUUUUCAAGGAUACGUCGAUUGACCAGUGA